AGCAUAUCUUAAUGUGGUCACGUGAGCGCCAGGGGCGAAUCCGCACAGAGCAGUAGCGCCAUGUCAGGGAAGGGUCUGGACCGAACGCCGGAGCAUAGCGGAGAAAAGAUAAAUAAAGCAUAAAAUACAGCGGAGUUCGGAGGCGGGCGUACUUUGUGAUUGAAGGAGGUAACAAACAAUGAAUUACUUUGAACAAUAAGGUGGUGUCACACUUGAAGAGCCUUUGCAAUUACCUAUGGCAGCCAAGUCGUCCCUGUUCAAAGUCAUCCUGCUGGGGGAUGGUGGAGUGGGCAAGAGCUCCCUCAUGAACCGCUAUGUCACCAACAAGUUCGACGCGCACCUCUUCCACACCAUCGGUGUGGAGUUCCUCAAUAAAGAGCUGGAGGUGGAUGGCCACCUGGUGACCAUGCAGAUCUGGGACACGGCUGGCCAGGAGCGCUUCCGCAGCCUGAGGACUCCCUUCUACCGUGGAUCGGACUGCUGCCUGCUCACCUUCAGCGUGGACGACAGCCAGAGCUUCCUGAACCUGGGCAACUGGAAGAAGGAGUUCAUCUACUACGCCGACGUCAAGGAGCCAGACAGCUUCCCCUUCGUGGUCCUGGGGAACAAGCUGGACGUUGCCGAUCGCCAGGUGUCCACUGAGGAUGCGCAGCAAUGGUGUCGGGAAAACGGGAACUUCCCGUACUACGAGACGAGUGCCAAGGACGCCACCAAUGUAGCCGUGGCCUUUGAGGAAGCGGUGCGGCGCGUGCUAGCUGUGGAGGAUAGGGGGGACCACCUCAUCCACACAGACACAGUCAAUCUACACAGGAAGCCUCGCUCUAGCGCCACUUGCUGUUGACUGUGUGCGGCCGACUGAGCACCAAUAAGCAACGAGCCUGACAUGUGAUCAGAGUUUACUAUUAACAUGCACUGACUGGUACAGCUGGAUGACAUUUCUUACUGCUAAUCAGAAAGUUGUUUAUCAGAUUACUUUGGAGGGCUGUGAAGGGGUGACCCUUCCAAAUAUAAAACACUGAUGGACAUGUGGGUCUGGUGUGUAAUAUUUGAUAUUUCCCCUAACCAUUGUCUUUAAUAUAAUAAACCAAAUAGUAAUGUCACUUUAAUUUCAGAGAAUAUGAAUCAUAUUGCUCGCCUAACAGCAACUUUUUCCUAAUAAUUGCUGAGCAGACAGUAUUUUUGAAGAGUUGUAUUGUAUUAAUCCUGAUUCAGCUGGAGCAUAGUGAACUUCCCUAUGCUGUAACUGUCUGACUCAACAGCAGCACAUUUAAUAAACUAAAGUAUCUAGCCCCAAAAUAAGACAGACAGCUGGCAGUAUGGAAGACUGUCCUAAUGAAAUUAUAGUCAUCUUCAGGUGAAUCAUUAUUGAAGGUGCCAAAUUAAAGUUUGUUUGAAAAUGAUUUUUUUUACUCCUUAGAUAUAUAUUGGAAAACUGCUUCUAAACAUUGUUACUAAUUUAUUGUACAAUAUAAUUAAUGCAGUAAAGUAUGUUUGCAAGCCUGA
Messenger RNA from Paramormyrops kingsleyae, 1503 nucleotides. RefSeq names its product RAB9A, member RAS oncogene family (gene rab9a). Gene Ontology annotation, cellular component: phagocytic vesicle; late endosome; lysosome. The record is from RefSeq and is a predicted model, not a curated record. Gene Ontology annotation, molecular function: GTP binding; GTPase activity. Lineage: Eukaryota; Metazoa; Chordata; Actinopteri; Osteoglossiformes; Mormyridae. Gene Ontology annotation, biological process: retrograde transport, endosome to Golgi; Rab protein signal transduction.